Messenger RNA from Plenodomus lingam JN3, 480 nucleotides. Lineage: Eukaryota; Fungi; Ascomycota; Dothideomycetes; Pleosporales; Leptosphaeriaceae. The record is from RefSeq and is a predicted model, not a curated record.
AUGGCCAAAUCAUACCAUGAUCUUGAUGCUUUACUCGUGUUUAAUUUCUUUGCACACCGUCUCUGUGAAGCCCUUGGCAGCCAAUUUACUGCCACAGUAGAUGGAAAAGUUGGGUACACCUUUGAAUGUCAGAUUUAUGCUCAAUCAUAUAGUCUUGAACUCAUCGAUCUGUGCAUCAACAGAUGCCGCUUGUUGAAUCACAUUACCACUCUUAAGGCUAGGCAUGGUUCCAAUCACUUUCCUUGUCACAUCUAUGAGAACGAAAAAGUUGAUCUCCGAUUGUUCUCGAAGUUGCUUGUCAAAUCGGGUUUCGAAAAGACCGCUGUAACCCCUGCCUGCGUUGUUGACGACGACAUCAACUCGCUUGGAUUUCUUCAGGGUAGCAUCAGAGGCACCCUCGAUGGUGUCGGACUAGGUACCGGUAUGUGGGCUAAAAUCCAGUUCAAGGAUGCGAAAUCUGUAAAUUCUGUGUGCAGAUAG